Messenger RNA from Rhodotorula toruloides NP11, 1296 nucleotides. RefSeq names its product L-pipecolate oxidase. Bases 1 to 1296 code for a protein of 431 amino acids. NCBI's taxonomy places the organism in Eukaryota, Fungi, Basidiomycota, Microbotryomycetes, Sporidiobolales, Sporidiobolaceae. The transcript has 9 exons. Gene Ontology annotation, molecular function: sarcosine oxidase activity; flavin adenine dinucleotide binding. The record is from RefSeq and is a predicted model, not a curated record.
AUGGCCUGUCCUGCUCCUCCUGCUACCGUGCUCAUCGUCGGCGGCGGCGAGUUCGGAUCGACAACGGCGCUCGCGCUCGCAGAAGGACCGUAUCGCGGGCACGGAAAUCUCAUCACGGUCCUCGAGCGAGGCGCUGAGCCACCUGCAGUCGAUGCUGCGUCGAGCGACUACAACAAGAUUGUCCGCGCAGAUUACGCCGACCCACUCUACCAGUCGUUCGCGAUAGAGGCUAUCAAGCAGUGGCGGACACCGCGGUGGAAGAAGCACUUUCACGAAUGCGGAGUUGUCGUUGCGGCCGCCGAAACCGAUCCUCAGGCUGGCUAUGUCGUCAACAGCCACAAACUGAACACGGAGGAGGACGUUGGACGGCUUGAGCGGGCGGAAGGCAUCAAGCGGUUCUAUCCAGCGAGCAUUGGGACGGGCGAGUUUCCGGGAGACGUCGCUUACAAGAAUAAGGUCGGCGGCUGGGCAGCCUCUCGCGACGCCGUCGUCGAAGCCAUCGACCUCUCGCGCAAACUCGGCGUAACCUUCGUCUCUGGCGAAGCCGAAUCCCUCAUCAUUUGCCCUGGCCCGAACGGCUCGGACGUCAAGGGUGCGCAGACGGUCGAUGGGCGCGAGUACAGGGCGGACUUCGUGAUCGUUGCGUGUGGGAGCUGGACGCCGAAGUUGCUGCCCGAGUUGGCGACGAAUUGCUUGCCAACGGGUCAGACGGUUGCGACGGUGCAGCUGUCGAAGGAGGAGAUGGAGAAGCACAAGGACAUGCCUGUCUCGCUCUUUAUGGACACUGGAUUCUACUGCUUCCCUCCGAACAAGGACGGGAUCGUCAAGAUGGGCGCCCAUCCACGAUCGCGGCUGGCUCGCUCCCUCCGGCACCUUCCCCUCUCUCCCACGGACCACCCUCUCGUCCGGCUACGAGAAGCAGCAGUUUCCUUCCGUUGCGCUCGACGCAUUGCGACGAGGGAUGCGGCGUGUGCAUCCAGAGUUGGCAGAGAAGGAGAUCGUCGAGACGAGACUGUGCUGGUACUCGGACCGCGAGUCGGGCGACUUCCUGUUCGACUGGCACCCGACGUAUCCCUCGCUCUUUGUCGCCGCUGGCGGAAGCGGCCACGCCUUCAAGUUCCUUCCCCUCACCGGCAACUGGAUUGUCUCAGCUCUCACGCGCACCCUUCCGCCACACCUCCAACGCCUUUGGUCUUUCACCGGCGACAAGAGCCGGCUCGACAAGAGUCGCGGCGAAGGACCGAUCGUGAGGAGGGACUUGGAUACAGGUGCCGUGAGGGAGAUGAGGGUACCUGA